Molecule: messenger RNA, 3186 nt
Organism: Coprinopsis cinerea okayama7#130
Lineage: Eukaryota; Fungi; Basidiomycota; Agaricomycetes; Agaricales; Psathyrellaceae
Product: ankyrin repeat domain-containing protein 28
Exons: 12
Coding region: 1-3186 (1061 amino acids)
Molecular function (GO): ATP hydrolysis activity; protein binding
Source: RefSeq, a predicted model, not a curated record
AUGGGCCAAGGGGUCUCGUUUCAGAGCGAUGGUGAAGAGGGCUCUUCGACUCUCCUGAACAAUGACAGCCCCAGAUUGAACAACUGCGGGCAGCUAAGGUUCCCUGGUGCUUUUCCGGAGCAGGAAGAGCCUCAAGGUGACCCUGAAACACUAUCCGAGGAAUAUACCACCACAACAGAUAUGGGCGAGCAGCGAAGCCGCCGCUCAUCAUUGAAGAGCGAGGCCGAAGGGAUCACUUCCAACCAAGAGGAGGUAUCCCCCAUUCUGGACAAAGGAAAACAGCGAGCUACUUCUGUUCAGGACGAUGAUGCGAGGACACGUGUAUCAGGGUGUUCAACGAGUUCCUUGGUGGAUCAGUUCGGGGGUCUUGAGGUCAGGCAGGAGCGCUCCAUUUCGGCGGCAAAUGACACCCAGUUGGACGGUAACAUGACGAAGGCCGCUCGGGCCAAAGCUAUCCACGAUAUCCUCACGCGUGCUCCCCUUGUAAAUAACGCAGGAGUGCAGAUUGCCAGCGGCUCCAAAAUUACCGGUGCGGGCCCCGUCAUCGCUGGGGGAAACGUCAUCACUGGAGGAACCGUCAGCCUCAAUAUCUAUAAUACGCCCAAGGACGCUGUCAACGGCAAGUGCUUCCAACACGCCAACUUCCACCUGAUUCAACAGCACAAUUACGAGAAAUGGACCAAUGGAACACUUGCUUGGUUCACCGACUCGGAGGACUAUCUUGACUGGAAAGCCGGAAAACAUCGCGUCCUUUGGGGCACAGGCAUUCCCGGGGCCGGGAAAACGAUCCUUGCUGCGAGGACCAUUCACGACCUUCAGCAACUGCAACGAACUUCUCACCAGAAGAUUUGCGUAGUAUUCGCCUACUGCCGAUAUUCCGCUCAAUUGAGCGUCAAGGAUAUUCUCGAAUCACUCGUGAAGCAAUUCCUCAAAACCGACCCAUCCCUUGCAGACCUCGUCAAGCCCCUGUAUUCGCUGCACGAAGAGAAGGAAACUCGUCCCACUCAAGAAGAACUCUUGGAGUUAUUGCGGCAAUUCGAGGAGCGGUUCGACGUCGUGUUUUAUGUGAUCGACGGACUGGACGAGGCGCUGGUCGACACCCAGUUCGACCUGAUCAAAGCCAUUAAGGCACUCCGGGGCCGGUUUGCGUUGACAUCGCGGCCAUUGAAGAGGCUUGAAGCAGCGCUCCCAUCUACCAGGUUCUACCCAGUCACCGCCAGCCAUUUCGACAUUGGUCUCCUCAUCCUGCGGGUGGUCGACCGUAAUCCUGGGUUCCAGCGUCUUCUGAAGGAGCAUUCCUUCAAAGGCGAACUGGUCCGACAGAUUUCGGAGAAAUCGAAGGGGAUGUUCCUUGUUGCGGCGCUGCAGAUCGAAAUGGUCCAACACUGCCUCAGUAUCUUGGAACUGCAACAGGCGCUGGAUAGUUUGCCGGCGGACCUUCACGACAUAUACUCCCAAGCUCUGAAGCGUAUCAACGAGCAGCCGAAACUACAUGCUGACCUCGCCAAACACGUCCUUCUGUGGCUCGUUUUCGCACGGGAAGCCUUCACCUUUCCCGAUCUGCAAUAUGCCCUCAGUCUCACACUUCCUGAUCGCCCUGGUGGCGUCGACAAGGAAGCCCUUGUGUCAAUAUGCUGCGGACUGGUUACCGUGGAGGCUGAGACGGAUCUUGUCCGCCUAGUCCACUUCACCGCGCAAGAUGCUCUCGCGCCAAUCCUGAAGGAAUAUAUCCCAGACCCACAAGGCGUGCUCUUUGCCGUAGCCGCGCAACGCCUCAUUGACUGUGGCAUCGUCGACAACUCGGCGAGUAUGAAGUACAACGACGACCUCGACAGUGCACUCAAAGGACACCCGCUUUUGAAAUACUGCUACGACCACUGGGCCUACCACGCACGAGAGGGCAUGGCAAAUCCAGCAUUGCAUGAUAACGUCCUCGCCUUUGUCCGCCGAUGCAAAUCGUUCCCAGAGAAGGAUCCGCUUUAUUCUAAUCUCAAAUUUCUGUCCCCCCUCCAUGUCGUGGCCCGACACGGCUUUCAUAGUCUCCUCGACGAAGUUCUGAAAAUCGCAGGAGGAAAGGUGACGCUGCGCACGCGUGGGCGGAGGAAGGUCACCCCAUUGAUGCUAGCCUCGGAGCAUGGCCAUGUAAAAGUCAUUGAUGCGCUGCUGCGAUACACUAGAAGUUCGAUGAUGCGGUCGACGUUGAAUGGCGAAGGGGGACUAGGGAGCCAUCUGUUCCUGGUUCAGCUUAAUCUUCGCGAUAGUAGGGGGAUGACGGCUCUUAUGCUUGCGUCCAGAGGGGGGCAUGAAGAUGCAGUGCAGCGCCUGCUCGCGCACAAGGACACCCAGGUCAAUCUCGCCGACAACAACAGCCGGACAGCAUUGAUGUUCGCGUCCGAAAAUGGCCACGAGGGCACCGUUCAGCGCCUGCUUGCGCACAAGGACACCCAGGUCAAUCUCGCCAACAACAACGGCGAAACGGCAUUGAUGCUAGCGUUGCGCUAUGGCCACGAGGGCCCCGUUCAGCGCCUGCUCGCGCACAAGGACACCCAGGUCAAUCUCACUGGCAACUUUGGCCAGACGGCAUUGAUGCUCGCGUCGGAAUAUGGCCACGAGGGCCCCGUUCAGCGCCUGCUCGCGCACAAGGACACCCAGGUCAAUCUCGCCAACAACUACGGCUCGACAGCAUUGAUGUAUGCAUCGUGCUAUGGCCACGAGGGCACCGUUCAGCGCCUGCUCGCGCACAAGGACACCCAGGUCAAUCUCGCCAACAACGACGGCGAAACAGCACUGAUGCACGCAUUGAACCCUGGGCUGAGUAUGCCUGAAUGGUACCGUCCACACUGGUACUCUCAGUGGGACCAGAAAUUGCGGCAGAAGUUGCUAGCGCUCUUCCUUGGGCACAGCGAGAUUGACGCCAACGCUGCCCGCAAAGAUGGGGAUACUGCCCUGAUUUUAGCCGCAAGGGAUGGGCGCUCGGAGGCUGUCUCUCUGCUCCUCCAACACCGCGGGAUCAAUGUCCAGCACAUGAAUAAAAAGGGUGAAACAGCGUUGGCGGUAGCUCGGAAGGGGAAACUUCAAGUUUCCCCUUCCAAGCUUGAGCCAAAGAAACUUGAAGAUGGGACUGGAACGAGGGAAGAUUACGAGGCUAUCGUGAAGAUGCUCACCAAGUUCGAGCGACGGUCUUGA